Rattus rattus (black rat) is the source of this 1410-nucleotide messenger RNA. It is a transcript of the gene Fcrlb, whose product is annotated as Fc receptor like B. The coding region runs from base 1 to 1281 and encodes 426 amino acids. Lineage: Eukaryota; Metazoa; Chordata; Mammalia; Rodentia; Muridae. The transcript has 6 exons. Gene Ontology annotation, molecular function: transmembrane signaling receptor activity. Gene Ontology annotation, biological process: negative regulation of immune response; cell surface receptor signaling pathway. The record is from RefSeq and is a predicted model, not a curated record.
AUGUGGACACUUACGGCCCUCCUGCUUCUGGUUCCAGGCAGUGGGAAAGCUGCUACUCUGGAGAAGCCCGUACUGUCUCUACACCCACCUUGGACCACUAUCUUCAAGGGGGAGCGAGUAACCCUGAGAUGUGAUGGGUACCACCCUCUGCUGUUGGAACUCCGGGCCAUUAGCACUCUCUGGUACUUGGGCCAUGUCCUUCUGCCUUCCCACAAGAAGAGCAUUGAGGUGCAAGCACCAGGGGUGUACCGAUGUCAGACACGAGGAGCACCAGUCAGUGAUCCCAUCCACCUCUCUGUGUCUAAUGACUGGCUAAUUCUGCAAGUGCCGUAUGCUGCGGUGUUCGAGGGAGAACCCCUGGUGAUGCGAUGCCGUGGCUGGUACGACAAAGUCGUCUACAAGCUUCACUACUACCACGAUGGCCAGGCUGUGAGAUACUUCCAUUCCAGCACCAACUACACGGUGUUGCAGGCGCGAGCCAGUGACAGCGGUCACUACCAGUGCUCAGGCACCAUGCGCAUCCCAGUGGAGAGUGCGCCCAUGUUCUCCUCCAAGGUGGCCGUGACCGUGCAAGAGCUGUUCCAGACGCCGGUGCUGAGAACGCUGAGCCCGCAGGAGGCGCGGGGCCGCGUGGUGCUGCGCUGCGAGACGCGCCUGCACCCGCAGAAGCGCGACACGCCGCUGCAGUUCGCCUUCUACAAGUACAGCCGGCCUGUGCGCCGCUUCGACUGGGGCGCCGAGUACACAGUCCCCGAGCCCGAGGUCGAGGAGCUCGAAUCCUAUUGGUGUGAGGCUGCCACCACCACCCGGAGUGUCCGGAAACGCAGCCCCUGGCUGCAGCUCCCGGGAAGGGGAUCUGUCCUGGAUCUGGCGUCCACCACCGCACCAGCCCCACAGGCUGCAGCCUUGGCGCCCGGGGACAAGCCACUUUCCUUCCGGAAGACCCCAGUGUCGAGAUCCGUCCCAUCAGUCACUUCCGUCCCAAACAGCACGUUUACAGGGCUGCAGUUCCCCGAGGGCCACGCCCCCACCGCCGGGCCACAUGCCUGCGUGCCUCUGCCCACGUCCGCGGAUCUGUCGCGCGAAGCUCUGCAGCCCAAAGUGGACCUUCUGCUUCGCGAGAUGCAGCUGCUCAAAGGCCUUCUCAGCCGCGUGGUCCUGGGAUUAAAGGACCCACAGGCCCUCCGCGAGCUUACAGAGACCCCUGAGACACCCAAUUCUCUUACUGUGAACCCCGCAACCCCAGAGACCACAGUCGUGGAGAGCCAAGAGGACAGCUAGGCUAGUGUCUUCUCUUCAGGAUGGUUCCUCCCGAUCCUUCCCUGCGCUAUCUAGCUUGUUUGCAAAUCUGAGCCGAGGCCGUUAGUGUUUCCUUGCGUUGCUGUGUUUUUGGUUGGUUUGCUGUUUUUU